AGUAGCCACGGUGGAUGAGCGGCGCGCGGCGCGCGGUCCCUGGAACUAGCAAGGCGGCGAAGGCGUCGUGCACGUACCCGCGCGCAGCCAGGGAGGUCUUGCUGACGGCGCUGCUGUCGUUGGUGCUCUGCACUGCCCCGGCCCGACGCUCGCGGCUCCGCGGGCCCAUGGUGAGGGAACUCAGGAGCGACGGUCCGUCCCGGUGGUGAGCUGCUCUUUCGUUUCCCAGUAGCCACCUCACGGACUCUGUACGGAAAAAUCACCCCACCGCACCCCGCUCCGUGACGCCUCUUCCUUGGACAGGUGUGCGUCACUUCCGGGAAGAGCGCACCUCGCCAAUCAGGGUUGAGGAGGGUGCAGCUGGCGCUGACAUUCGGCUGUGAUUGACGUUUCUUUGAUUCUCUGGGACUGCGGUUUCGCGGCAAGACUGACGACUGCGGCUUAUUGUGGACACGUGGACUGUGUCAGGGAAGCGCGGGUUACCACUUUUCUACAAGCCUUCCUGUCUGAAGUGAAAAUUUAAGCUGUCAUAAGUUGACUCAACUGUUGACAAAAAUCUUUAAGAGGUGACACUGAGCCCAGAACUGUGUAUACUGUUUAUCUUAUCAAAAUGGGUGGAAGUGAAGCAAUCUGAAGGAAGUUCAAGACCACAGAACUUACUGACUGGACCACAUUGUAUUGUUCAUGCCAAGAAUAAGUGUUUGGAGAAAGACCUUGCUAUUCUGCUAAAUCAUGAUGGAGGCAGAAGAACAAGAGCCAUGGAAGACAACCUUUUACUCACAAUUACCUAAAGUGGAACUUCAUGCCCACUUGAAUGGAUCCAUUAGUUCCAAUACCAUAAAGAAAUUAAUAGCCAAGAAGCCAGGUCUUAAAAUCCACCAUCAGAUGACUAUGAUUGACAAGGGAAAGAAAAGAACUUUAGAAGAAUGUUUCCAGAUGUUUCAAAUUAUUCAUCAGCUUACUACUGGCCCUGAAGAUAUUCUAAUGGUCACGAAAGAUGUCAUUAAAGAAUUUGCAGAUGAUGGUGUCAAGUACCUGGAACUAAGGAGCACGCCCAGAGAAAAUGCUACAGGAAUGACUAAAAAGACUUAUGUGGAAUCUGUACUUGAGGGUAUAAAACAGUCCAAACAAGAAAACAUAGACAUUGAUGUUAGGUAUUUGAUAUCAGUCGACAGAAGAGGUGGCCCUUCAGUAGCCAAGGAGACUGUUAAACUUGCUGAAGAGUUCUUCCUUUCUACUGAGGAUACAGUUCUUGGCCUUGACCUCAGUGGAGACCCUACUGUAGGACAAGCAAAAGACUUCUUGGAACCUCUUUUAGAAGCUAAAAAAUCAGGUCUGAAGUUGGCAUUGCAUCUUUCAGAGAUUCCAAACCAAAAAAAAGAAACACAGGUACUCCUGGACCUGCUUCCUGACCGAAUCGGGCAUGGCACAUUUCUCAACUCCUUGGAGGGAGGAUCCCUGGAUCUGGUGGACUUUGUGAGGCAACACCAGAUACCGCUCGAACUCUGUUUGACCUCGAACGUCAAAAGUCAGACAGUUCCAUCUUACAACCAGCAUCAUUUUGGAUUCUGGUACAGCAUUGUCCAUCCUGCCGUGAUCUGUACCGAUGAUAAGGGUGUUUUUGCAACACACCUUUCUCAAGAAUACCAGCUGGCAGCUGAAACAUUUCAUUUGACCCAGUCUCAGGUGUGGGAUCUGUCUUAUGAAUCCAUCAGCUACAUCUUUGCUUCUGACAGCACCAAGUCUGAUCUGAGGAAGAAGUGGAAUCAUCUGAAGCCAAAAGUGUUCCAUUUUUAAGCUAUAAUGAGGUGAACUACUUUCGAGUAGGUAUUACAACCUAGAUCUCCCUGCUGUAUCCCAGUUAGUAAGCUGUCCACUGCUCCCCGUGGAAGCAUAGCAGCCAAGUGCUGUGGGCUCCAACACUAGCACCUCACUCAUGGCGGAGGCCCAGUAAGUCUCUCUUAAACUGAGUGGCAGGCUCUGAGGUCGUCCAUGGCUUAGCUCCAUGCUGCUUACAGGAAGGGACUUGAAAGUUGCUGCUCACUGAACUCCCCAUUCCAGCAGUGAUUUUGGCUUAACAGUCCUUCAUUAGUGAUCAUGAAACUUCAAGAAAAUCAGAGUAGGUUCUCAUCAGGAAAUGUUUUGGAAUUACUAGUCUAAAUAAGGUGAAGAGAGAAGGAAGAACAGAUUGUCGCCAAAACCUUGAAGCCAUCUAGCUUGUGAUGACAGCUCUGUAUUUUGUUGUGCUUACUUUAAUCGGACUCCUUUCACUUAAGUAUUCCCCAGAACUGUGGACUCCAGGCUACACUGCAUACCAUGGAUUUUUGUGAAUCCCAGUAGCCAGGGUUAAUCUCCUUUGGGUGGGUGACCCUAAGUGACAGAUAAAGCUAGCUUCUGAUAUCUGCCUUUGCCCUUCUCAUGAUUAAUCCUCCUGGAGUCAAGAUACAUUUUAGAUUUUGAAUCGAAUAAUGGAGAGAGAAUUGAUCCAUUCUUAUGUUCAUAUCUCAUCUUCCCUCCCCUACCUGUUUACCAUAAAAAUAAUUCUCUACAGAGUUGACAAGACAGCCUCUAUAUUCACAUUACAGUAAAAGAGAAAUGGCAGUG
Molecule: messenger RNA, 2604 nt
Organism: Mesoplodon densirostris (Blainville's beaked whale)
Lineage: Eukaryota; Metazoa; Chordata; Mammalia; Artiodactyla; Ziphiidae
Gene: MAPDA
Product: adenosine deaminase like
Exons: 11
Coding region: 733-1797 (354 amino acids)
Biological process (GO): adenosine catabolic process; inosine biosynthetic process
Molecular function (GO): adenosine deaminase activity
Source: RefSeq, a predicted model, not a curated record